Medioppia subpectinata is the source of this 849-nucleotide messenger RNA. The record is from the annotation of a GenBank genome assembly. NCBI's taxonomy places the organism in Eukaryota, Metazoa, Arthropoda, Arachnida, Sarcoptiformes, Oppiidae.
AUGGCAGACGACAUAGUUUACGAAAGACAAACAACAGUUGACGGGAUUGGAGAUAGGAAUGCUGAGCAUAGGUGUAUAUCAGACACUUGGAUUGGUGUUAUAAACGGGGUAGAAGAUCAACACAUUAUCAAGUUUCAAACCAAAAAACUUGCUCAAAGUAUGUCUGUUAUUGUUCGGGGUGUCAAUCAUCGGAUUCGGGCCAAAAUCCAGGUCUAUUACUCUAUGGGACUGAUUAUUGGGCCGCCAUUGGCUGGCUUUCUUUAUCAGUUGGGCGAAAUAUAUGGUGUGGGCUUUUGUGUGCCGUUUUACGUGUUUGGCAUAAUUGCUAUAUUCUCGUCGGUUAUCAUGCAUUUCACUGUUAAAACCGAACAAUUAUACGUGAAUACUGGAAACGUAACGUUCUUUCAACUGCUUUCAAACGUGGGAAUUGUGAUCAAUGUAUUGAUUACUAUAAAUUCCGGCGCUCUCAUUGGCUUUAACACAACAACACUGGAGUUACACCUCGAAGAUAUUGCCUCACUAUCGCCAUCGAUGGUCGGACUGGUAUUCUUGACAUCCGGUAUAUCUCUCGUUGUAUUCAAUCAUAUUUGGGAACAUUUGGCCGAAAAGAUAUCAAACAAAUUUGUGAUCAGUUUAAUCGGCUGUUUCUCGGCUUUGAUUUGCCUCACAAUUAUAGGCCCAAUACCUAUGAUAAAGAUCAAGCCGCAAUUAUAUUUGGUAAUCAUAGCGCAAGUGUUGCUUGGCCUGGGAAUCAGUGCUAUUCUGGUUGGCACGUUUGCACAGGGCUCUCGGGAGAACAUACAAUAUGACCUCCAAUGGAUAAGUGUAAAUAUCGCGAAUACCCCUUAA